AAAAAGAGGAGCAAAAUGCCGAAACCAAUCAAUGUAAGAGUAACUACAAUGGAUGCCGAGCUGGAAUUUGCAAUUCAGCCCAAUACAACUGGCAAGCAACUUUUUGACCAGGUGGUUAAAACAGUUGGUUUGCGUGAGGUCUGGUUUUUUGGGCUGCAGUAUGUGGACAGCAAAGGUUAUUCUACUUGGCUUAAACUAAAUAAAAAGGUGACACAGCAAGAUGUUAAAAAAGAGAAUCCUUUACAGUUCAAGUUUAGAGCGAAAUUCUUUCCUGAAGAUGUUUCUGAGGAGUUAAUUCAAGAAAUAACCCAGAGACUUUUCUUCUUGCAAGUUAAAGAAGCUAUCUUAAAUGAUGAAAUAUACUGCCCACCAGAAACUGCAGUUCUUUUGGCUUCCUAUGCCGUCCAGGCCAAGUAUGGAGAUUAUAAUAAAGAGAUUCAUAAACCAGGCUACCUGGCUAAUGAUAGACUCCUACCCCAACGUGUUUUGGAACAACACAAACUGACAAAAGAACAAUGGGAAGAAAGAAUACAGAACUGGCACGAAGAACAUAGAGGAAUGCUAAGGGAGGAUUCUAUGAUGGAAUACCUGAAGAUUGCGCAAGAUCUAGAAAUGUAUGGAGUCAACUAUUUUGAAAUAAAAAAUAAAAAGGGAACUGAAUUGUGGCUAGGUGUUGAUGCUUUGGGUCUGAAUAUUUAUGAGCAUGAUGACAAGUUAACACCUAAAAUUGGUUUUCCUUGGAGUGAAAUAAGAAAUAUUUCAUUUAAUGACAAAAAAUUUGUUAUAAAGCCAAUCGACAAAAAGGCACCUGAUUUUGUUUUUUAUGCUCCUCGUCUGAGAAUCAAUAAGCGGAUUUUGGCUUUAUGUAUGGGAAAUCAUGAAUUAUACAUGCGAAGAAGAAAGCCUGAUACUAUUGAAGUACAACAGAUGAAGGCCCAGGCUAGGGAGGAGAAACAUCAGAAGCAGUUGGAAAGGGCACAAUUAGAGAAUGAAAAGAAGAAAAGAGAAAUAGCAGAAAAGGAAAAGGAAAGAAUAGAACGUGAAAAGGAAGAAUUAAUGGAACGUCUAAGGCAAAUUGAAGAACAGACAAUGAAAGCACAGAAAGAAUUAGAAGAACAGACUAGAAGAGCUCUAGAGCUGGACCAGGAACGGAAACGAGCAAAAGAAGAAGCAGAACGGCUUGAAAAGGAGCGUCGAGCUGCUGAAGAGGCCAAGGCUGCUAUAGAAAAACAGGCCGCUGACCAGAUGAAGAACCAGGAACAGCUAGCAGCAGAACUUGCUGAAUUCACUGCCAAGAUUGCACUUCUAGAAGAAGCCAAGAAGAAAAAGGAAGAGGAAGCUACUGAGUGGCAACACAAAGCUUUUGCUGCCCAGGAAGACUUGGAAAAGACCAAAGAAGAGUUAAAAACUGUGAUGUCUGCCCCCCCUCCACCUCCGCCACCACCAGUCAUUCCUCCAACAGAAAAUGAGCACGAUGAACAUGAUGAGAAUAAUGCUGAGGCUAGUGCUGAAUUAUCAAAUGAAGGAGUAAUAAACCAUAGAAGUGAGGAGGAACGUGUAACAGAAACACAGAAAAAUGAGCGUGUUAAGAAACAACUCCAGGCAUUAAGUUCAGAAUUGGCUCAAGCCAGAGAUGAAACCAAGAAAACACAAAAUGAUGUUCUUCAUGCUGAGAAUGUUAAAGCAGGCCGUGAUAAAUACAAGACUCUGCGACAGAUUCGACAAGGCAAUACAAAGCAGCGUAUUGAUGAGUUUGAAGCAAUGUGAGAGCUGUUAUUUUGCAUACACGUUCUUCAUAAGCUGAACCACCAACAGAGAAAAGCAGGCCUUUGCAGAUGUGAUGGAAUGCAUCCCACCUUGCCAAAGCACUUAUACCAGUUUGACUGUGGUGGCUAAGAGACAAAUUUAAGGGGAGCUCUUCAACAUUAAGGCAGUGUGAUAUCAUGUGUGGUUUCUUUUUUUUAGGCCAGGAAAUGGAGUUCAGUGUUCCAUCACCACCUUU
Molecule: messenger RNA, 2002 nt
Organism: Orycteropus afer afer
Lineage: Eukaryota; Metazoa; Chordata; Mammalia; Tubulidentata; Orycteropodidae
Source: RefSeq, a predicted model, not a curated record